Molecule: messenger RNA, 906 nt
Organism: Helianthus annuus (common sunflower)
Lineage: Eukaryota; Viridiplantae; Streptophyta; Magnoliopsida; Asterales; Asteraceae
Product: 3-hydroxy-3-methylglutaryl-coenzyme A reductase 2
Exons: 3
Coding region: 1-906 (301 amino acids)
Biological process (GO): sterol biosynthetic process; coenzyme A metabolic process; isoprenoid biosynthetic process
Cellular component (GO): peroxisomal membrane; endoplasmic reticulum membrane
Molecular function (GO): hydroxymethylglutaryl-CoA reductase (NADPH) activity
Source: RefSeq, a predicted model, not a curated record
AUGAAGAAACACUGGUUCAACAGAUCAGAAUCAAUUGAACCAGGGGGUUUGAAUCUGCAUAAAAGGUUAGUUCUCUCUCAAUUGGUUCAGUGGAAGUGGAACUCCUUCUCUGGUAAUUCUGCAAAACAGAGCACCGAGAUUUAUCCCAUGAAAUUCAAUGUUAUUAGGGUGGAGGGAGUGGUCUCGGAGAGAAGCGCUACAGUUAGUUACUGGCAAGUCGCUACAUGGUUUACCUUUAGACGCCUCCAUAUUGGGAUUCAACUCGUUUUAGAUUAUCUCCAAACCGAAAUCCCCGACAUGGACGCUAUUCGCAUCUUGGGAAACUAUUGUUCCGACAAGAAACCUCCAGCGGUUAACUGGAUUGAUGGACGUGGUAAAUCUGUAGUAUGUGAGGCAAUCAUACACGAAAACGUAAUAAAGAGCGUUCUAAAAGCAAAUGCAGUUGUGUUGGUCGAACUAAACAUAUUGAAGAACCUAACUGGAUCCGUUAUGGUAGGUGUGCUAGGUGGGUUUAGCGCGCAUGCAAACAACAAUGUCUCCGCCAUCUACAUUGCGAGUGGACAAGACCUGGCCCAGAACAUCGAGAGCUUUCAUUGUAUCACCAUGAUGGAAACAGUAAACGAAGGGCGGGAUCCUCAGGUAUCGGUGAGAAUGUCGUCGAUUGAGGUCGCGACUGUGGGUGGCGAUACCCAGUUAGCCUCACAGUUAGCUUGUUUGAACCUAUUGGGUGUAAAGGGUUCUAAUAAAUUGACUCUUCAUUGCUACAAAUGUAUUACUCAAUAUGCACUCAAAAGUAUCAAACAAUGUAACCACUUGAUAUUGCAUAGCAAAAAGAUUAUGAGUCUAGUGGGAGAUGAUACUUACCAUCUCGAUCUAUGUGAUGCUACAUGUUGCUCUGAAUCUUAG